Messenger RNA from Rhineura floridana, 1647 nucleotides. It is a transcript of the gene CASQ2, whose product is annotated as calsequestrin 2. The transcript is spliced from 11 exons. Gene Ontology annotation, biological process: regulation of cardiac muscle contraction by regulation of the release of sequestered calcium ion. Gene Ontology annotation, cellular component: sarcoplasmic reticulum lumen. Lineage: Eukaryota; Metazoa; Chordata; Lepidosauria; Squamata; Rhineuridae. Gene Ontology annotation, molecular function: calcium ion binding. The coding region runs from base 237 to 1403 and encodes 388 amino acids. The record is from RefSeq and is a predicted model, not a curated record.
GUAAGGUAUCCUGGGUUUGGUCUCCCAGCUUCUCCUGUCUGUCUUUCUGCCUUUUGUCUUUCAAACAAGGGUUGCUAGUUCGCUCUGGCUGGUUUUCAGUGACCUCCAUCUAUCUAGACAGACUCACAGGAAAGCUUGGGGGAUCAAACCGGCAGCCAGAGAACCGAAUCUCUGCAGGUUCUUCUCUUGGAAUUCCUUUUUCUUCCCCCAAGAGAAACAAGCAAAAACACCCCGACAUGAAAACACCUUGCUGGCUCUUGGCAGGCUUGUAUGUGCUUACUUGCUAUAGAGCAGAAGAAGGACUAGAAUUUCCUACUUACGAUGGGAGAGAUCGUGUGAUUGACCUGAGUGAGAAAAACUAUAAGCAGGCCUUGAAGAAGUAUGACAUGCUCGUUGUGCUGCUCCAUGAGCCUGUGACUUCUGACAAAACUUCUCAGAGGCGUUUUCAAAUGACUGAGAUGGUGCUGGAGCUUGCUGCACAGGUCCUGGAAGAGAAAGGCAUUGGUUUUGGGUUAGUGGAUUCCAAGAAAGAUGCAAAACUUGCCAAAAAGCUAGGUUUGGAUGAAGAAGGAAGCCUGUAUGUCUUUAAGGAGGACCAUAUAAUUGAGUUUGAUGGGCAAAUGGCAGCAGAUGUCUUGGUGGAAUUCCUUCUUGAUCUGUUGGAAGACGCAGUGGAGAUCAUCAACAGCAAGCUGGAGCUGCAGGCCUUUGACAACAUGGAAGAAGAGAUGAAACUCAUUGGCUACUUCAAAGGAGAAGACUCAGAACAUUACAAAGCAUUUGAGGAGGCGGCUGAACACUUCCAGCCCUAUGUCAAGUUCUUUGCUACCUUUGACAAAGGGGUUGCAAAGAAACUGGGCCUGAAGCUAAAUGAGGUGGACUUCUAUGAGCCAUUUAUGGAUGAGCCAGUCCGUGUCCCUGACAAACCGUACACAGAAGGAGAACUGGUUGAUUUUGUGAAUGAGCACAGAAGAGCCACACUGCGCAAGUUGCAUCCAGAAGACAUGUUUGAAACCUGGGAGGACGACCUAGAUGGGAUUCACAUUGUGGCAUUUGCUGAAGAAGAUGACCCAGAUGGCUUUGAAUUCCUGGAAGUUGUCAAGCAGGUUGCUAAAGAUAACACCGACAAUCCUGAAUUAAGCAUUGUAUGGAUUGACCCAGAUGACUUUCCUCUGCUCAUCACAUACUGGGAAAAGACCUUCCAGAUCAACCUAUUCAAGCCACAGAUUGGUGUGGUCAAUGUCACAGAUGCUGAUAGUGUCUGGAUGGACAUCAGGGAUGAUGAUGACCUCCCCACAGCUGAGGAACUGGAAGACUGGAUAGAAGAUGUACUUUCUGGGAAAAUAAACACUGAAGACGAUGAUGCUGAUGAAGAUGAUGAUGAUGAAGAUGAUGAUGAGUAGCUUAUGGCUCUCUAAAACCACCUGGACUUUAAAUUUGUAUUCCUCAAGAUGUUAUGCCUCAUCUAAAGGGAAAGCAUUUAUCUGUAGGACUUCCAAAGUCUGUUUCUAAGGGUAAUUGAAAGCUCCUUGACCUGUUUUCUUUUUUUUGUACCUAUUUCCAACAUAUGUCCUAUUCUAGCUUCCAAAAGCUGUUCCCCAAGCAUAUGACAUACUGAAAUCAAUUAAAAAAGGUGAGUGCAUGGUA